Molecule: messenger RNA, 2753 nt
Organism: Annulohypoxylon truncatum
Lineage: Eukaryota; Fungi; Ascomycota; Sordariomycetes; Xylariales; Hypoxylaceae
Product: Sec63 Brl domain-containing protein
Exons: 3
Coding region: 202-2316 (704 amino acids)
Biological process (GO): post-translational protein targeting to endoplasmic reticulum membrane; SRP-dependent cotranslational protein targeting to membrane
Cellular component (GO): Sec62/Sec63 complex
Molecular function (GO): transmembrane protein transporter activity; RNA binding
Source: RefSeq, a predicted model, not a curated record
GGCCACGAUUCAAGACGGGAAAGUGUAAUUCGUUUGGACAGCUUGCUUAACUGCGCUUUCUAAAUUUAAACAAUUCUGUUCAACCAUUCAACCAUAUAAGCAACAACUCUCUUUUUUGACGACCACGGCUACAACACAACAUAUUUUGAGGUCUCGUACGUUGCUUUUAUUCAAGACCCUGUCGUAGGGCUAGUCUGCAACAUGAGUUCAGAGUAUUCUUAUGACGAACAGGGUCAAUUCUACCCUUUCUUCAUCUUUACUCUGACAUCUAUCGUCACCCUCCCUCUCACAUACAGCCUUCUCGCGCCGAGCAGAGAUGUCGUUUCCACCGCACCGCGAGUACAGACCGACUACAAACCUGAACAUGCCGACCUCAUACAAGCGCAGCGUACCGCGCAGAAGCGAAAGCAGCGCAAGGUCAAGCGCGCCAUCGCCGUCGUUCUAGGAUGGGCCGUCAUGGCCGGCAUGCUAUACCUCAUCAUCACCACCCAACGGACCACGGCCAAGAUAUGGAACCCAUACGACAUUCUAGGCGUCUCCGAGUCAGCAACAGAGAAGCAGAUUAAAUCCCACUACAGAAAGCUGGGUCUUAAGUUUCACCCGGACAAAGCCAAGCCCGACGCAGCCAAGAACGAGACCGUCGAGUCGUUGAAUGACAAGUGGGUUGAUCUCACCAAGGCAUACCAGGCUCUUACCGACGAGGAGGUUCGCAACAACUAUAUCCAAUAUGGCCACCCCGACGGCAAGCAAAGCUACAGUAUUGGAAUUGCUCUGCCUAAGUUCAUCAUAUCCGAAGGAAACGGAAAAUACGUUGUGCUUGUCUAUGCUUUACUUUUAGGAGUGCUGUUGCCUUAUUAUGUUGGAUCAUGGUGGUAUGGCACCCAACGCAUUACCAAAGAGGGAGUUCUUGUUGAGAGUGCCAACAACCUUUUCCGCGAAUAUUCCGAGGAUAUGGAUGAAGGAGACCUAGUGACUGCUCUCAGCGCUGGCAAAGAGUUCCAAGAGACCUUGAGAGGAGACAAGGCCGAAUCUGGUCUUGCGACAAUCGAAGCGAGAAUCCUGGCUGAAGGUCAAAUCACACCAUUUGCUGGUGGACUAUCGGUUAAAGACAAGGAGAAGUUGGAGGAUCUUGAUAGCGGCGUGAGGAGAAAGGUCCUGGCUCUCCUUUGGGCUUACCUCGGCCGUGUAGAGCUCGAUGACCAGGCUCUGAACGCUGCGAAGUACCUGGUCGCGCCUAUUGCACAGAGUCUCUGCGAUUCAUUCAGGGCGAUCUCGCUCGCAUAUAGCAACACUCGUCCAAUCCUAACUUCGUACUAUACCAGUCAGCGACUCAUCCAAGCAAUACCACCCAACGCAUCUCCGCUUUUCCAGCUCCCCCACUUCACCCCCGCGGUGGUAAAGGCUGUUGAAGGCGACUCUAAAGUUCACUUAAGCAUUCAAGACUUCAUGGAUCAACCUGAUGCACAACGUCGAAGUACUGCGGUUGGAAAGGGGCUUCUGAGCGAAGAGCAGUACAAGACGGCAGUUCGCGUUGCAGGACAGCUCCCAUACCUCCGAGUUGCCAAGGCAUUUUUCAAGGUUGCUGGUGAAAGAUUUAUCAUCCCGUCCUCUUUGGUUACACUGGUUGUGAAGGGCCGAGUUAUACCACCUGGAAGCACAAAUGUCCCGGAGAUUGACGAACUUGAUUUGGAGGACAUCGAUCCGGCCGAGGACGACUUAGAUGCACUCAUGGGACGCAAGAAGGCAGUUAAGGAUGAGAAUGGAAAAAUAACUUCCAAAGAAGAGUCUAAACCCGUACCACCACCGCUCGCAUUUGCUCCUUAUUACGCUCGCGAACAAUCACCACGAUGGCACGUCUUCCUCUCAGACAGCAAACAGGGGAAGAUGGCAGUACCUCCGUUUACCUUUACUACUUUUGACCAGCCUCUCUUCACUGACGAUGGAAAGCCGACUUUUAACAUGCAGACCUUUAAAGCUCAAUUUGCUGCACCCCCACAAGCAGGUACCUAUACAUUCAUCAUGCAUGUCAUCUGCGAUAGCUACGUUGGAUUCGACACCAAGAUGGAAGUUAGCCUUGUUGUAGAGGAUGCUAGCAAAGCGGCAGCAAUGGCUGGCGAGGAUGAAAUUAGCGAGCCGGAAGAAGACUCUCUUGCCGGACAGAUGAGCGCUCUCAAGGGCGGUAGUGUUGCAGGCACGACAAAGCCUAAGAGACGAAAAGAUGACGACGACUCGGAUGAUGAUGACGACGAGAGCGGUACCGAGGAGGAAGAAGAUGAUACUAGUGAGACGAACACCGACACCGAACCCGAGUCCUAGGAUACAAAUACCCUAAUGGAUCGUAUCAUGAAUCGGGACUCUUAAUAAAACCUACCCCUACCCUUACUCCCCUUGACUAGACUGUGGUGUUUGACAGGAGCAUCUCAGUUCCUAUCUUCUCUCUCGAAUGUUGACUGCGAAGUCACCUUCUCCCCGAUGAUGGAUGGUACAAGUGUAAAGUUAGUAUUGUGCGAAAAACAAAAAGAAAACGCGUACGAACGCUACAGCAGCAUGGAAUUGGCGUCGUGGCGUUGGGAGGGUAUUUGCGAUAGGCGUAUAGACUAUAGCAAGUCCACGCUUUGCGCAGAUUAUAAGUUUAAUUCUGAUGUUCAACCUGUGCCUUGUGUUUUUGUGAGGGUCGUGUUUACUUCACGUAGUUUUCUGCUUUCUGCUUUCUGGUAUCAUGGCAAUAUGGUAGGUACCUAGGUAAAAGGAGA